AAUCCUUUCUAAUAACACGAUACUGUAAUUUACUCCAAUCGAAAGCAAAAAAAAACAUCUACGCCUCCAUUUGCUGUUCUCGGGUUCUGUUUUUCUUCCCCCCUCCCACAAACACACACGCACACACGUAUACACACACAUACAGUGCGCUGUAUUUAUUUUGAUUUCUAUUCCGCGCUUCGCACCGUUUCUUGCCUUCGUGGAACGGUGCUAGUUGUCAAAAAGACCCCCCACCCCUCUCACAUCGUAUCAACGCCAUUAGCGCUCGCUUCUAAUCUAUACGCAGCAAAAUUGUAGGCUCUGUUGGUUUGUGUGAUCGCUCAUAUAUUUUCGGAACCACGACGAUAGAUAAGAGAUAAGCGACCGUGAUCGUGCGUUGGCAAUUCGUAUUCAGUUUUGUGGGGUGCAUUUUAGAAGCGCAGCAGCAUUCGCCGCAAGGUAAACGCGUAGUAGUAGUUGACGCAAAAGACGCGCAGCACAGAAACGAUGGCCGAUGAAGACAAAGGACUGGUCGCUGGGCACCCCCCGGCAGUGAAAGCUGGUGGAAUGCGCAUUGUGCAGCAUAAGACUCCGAACAGCGAACGGCCUGCCAAGGAUCCGGUCGAGGUCAUUGGGCUCUCGAACCCAGCGCCCAACGUGAACACGGGUGAGGUCGCCCAGUCCGGGACGAGCACCAAGCAUACCGACCAUUCCGUGGAGGCGUCGCAGGUGGCCCAUGCCCAGAAGCCGCCGGCACCGGUCCACAGCAAGCCCGUCAAUCACAUCCAGCAGCCUCGGAAGUGAAUUACUCGCGGUGCAUGCAAUUGAACCAGUGGGGCGGUGCGGAGUGGAAGACGGACGGAAAUGAACCAGCAGCAGCAAACGACGACGCGGUGGGGGGUCAAGGGGACAAGGGUGUCCGCCGGAUGCACGUGCACAUUGGCAGGUCCAAUUCUCCUCGCCGGUUGAUUUGCCCUGCUGGAACGUUUUCGGAGUCCGUGUUCGGCAAGUGAUGAUGGCCUUAUCGAUAAUCAGUAUCAGGGCAGAGUGUUUUUUCAAGUUUCUUCUUCUUUUUUUCUUCUCACCAUCAUCGGUAGAUUGAUAAUUGUCUGAAUUUAGAGCGUUGCUUAGCGCGCACACGUUGUUUUUCUUACCUUCAAUUUACACGGAACUUACAGGGGAGAGCGGUGUUGUGCCUCAACGAAUUGGAGGCGUUGUAACAUUUCUAGUGGUCUUGGGUUUGUUUUCCUUUUCAAAUUAAUAAUCCUACUAAUAUUUUGUAAUACUGUUUGUGUACUAUCAGAGAGCAAGAAAGGGAAGUAAAAAAGCUGUGCUUUCAGUUAGCGGGCUAGUUGGUAGAUUGGAAGAAAAUAAAUGAUACAAAUAAGUGAAACAUGGUAAAAAAAAAAGUGGAAACAAAAUAUAUUGAAGGGCGCAUAAUUUUAGAACAAUUUUGUUGUCCUUGUACUAAUUCUCGCUUACUUGUUGUUGCGCAUACACGUGGAAGGUUUUAGUCUUCAUACUGGCAAACGCCGCGGCGCGCGGGCGUUAAGGUGCUGCACCGAAGUUCCAGCUUAUAAUGAAUAAAGCUAUGAAAUGUGUAUAA
Messenger RNA from Anopheles coluzzii, 1585 nucleotides. Its product is annotated as death-associated protein 1. Gene Ontology annotation, molecular function: death domain binding. Bases 487 to 783 code for a protein of 98 amino acids. The transcript is spliced from 3 exons. Gene Ontology annotation, biological process: negative regulation of autophagy; cellular response to amino acid starvation; apoptotic signaling pathway. The record is from RefSeq and is a predicted model, not a curated record. NCBI's taxonomy places the organism in Eukaryota, Metazoa, Arthropoda, Insecta, Diptera, Culicidae.